AUGAUGUCAGUACGCCACGUCCUUUGUAUUCUGACUAUCGUACUCUGUUUUAUCUGCAGCUCUGUGGUAGUUGCUGAUGAAGCUGAAGCCCUUAAGGAUAAACCUAAGGAACUUGGCCCUAAGGGUCCACCUCCUCUUGGUGUUUUGCCUCCUGUAUCUUCUCCUUGUCCACCUAAUUCAGUAGCCGGGCCAUCUGAAUCUCAUUGUUCUAAUGAUAGUUUGGUCGUGAGUGAUCGUAAUCAUGAGGAGGAAGAUUCACUUAAGAAUCAUUUGGUUGAGGUAGAAGAAGAAACAGUCAGUGCAGGUUUGGGAGGAGGAUUAAACGCAGGACAAGCAGUUCAUCAUUCUGAUCCGGCAAAAAGUGUACCUGCAACAGUUCUUCCCAAUGAGAAAGCUGACCUUGAUGUGAGUCUUCCAAAGGUAAAUUUAGAAAAUCAUCAAGAUGAGAAAGAAAAGAAUAAAGACUCUGAAAACACCCUUCUUGUUAAAGGUGUGGCUGAGAAUGAACGUCAGAAAGGAACCAAUCGUGCUAAUGAAGCUCAACCAUCUACCGCUCAAACUACUUCAGUUUCACUACAAGGAGGGAGAGGUAUAAAUGAUAAUGGAUCCCAAGUUGUUUCUGUCAAUACUGGUCAUGAUCAAGGUGGUGGGGAUAAACCAAAAGUAGAGAAGACAACAGAAGAGAAAGCGAAUGCUCCAGGAAGUGAACAAGGAGAAGAGACGAGGAAAAGUGAAAAAGAAGCAAAAUCUGAUUCUUCCACUAUAUCCAGUACUGUUAAUACUGACACUCAAGAACACCGUUCUCAGCAGGAAGAGACACUAUCUUCACUGGAAUCUCAACAACAAAACGAUACAACUGAGAACGAUAACUCAACGAGUACGAACUCUGACUCUCCCAACACACCCACUAAUGAUGAGGAAUCAACCACCACCACUACUACUACUACAACAACAACAACACUUCCUCCUGAACUCACAAACAACAAGAAGGGUGAUGCAGACAGCAGCAGCAGUAUCAGCAGUUCUGUGUGGGUGCGUGUGCCACUACUGAUUGUGGUUACACCGUCCUGUAUUCUUGUGUGCUGA
Messenger RNA from Trypanosoma theileri, 1086 nucleotides. RefSeq lists its product as uncharacterized. The transcript has a single exon. Bases 1 to 1086 code for a protein of 361 amino acids. NCBI's taxonomy places the organism in Eukaryota, Euglenozoa, Kinetoplastea, Trypanosomatida, Trypanosomatidae. The record is from RefSeq and is a predicted model, not a curated record.